Messenger RNA from Closterium sp. NIES-65, 1527 nucleotides. The record is from the annotation of a GenBank genome assembly. NCBI's taxonomy places the organism in Eukaryota, Viridiplantae, Streptophyta, Zygnematophyceae, Desmidiales, Closteriaceae.
AUGGCUCUCGGCGGAUCGCUCGUCGCGUCGAGCGCGCUCGGGUACGCAUUCAGCGGAACUUUCCCGGAGAUCCGCAGCAGUAGCGCCGGCGUCAGCGCAGGGAUCGGCGCGGGUUCUCUUGUUCGGGCAGCAACAUCAGAAGGUCCCGGGUCUGGCUCUUUAGGGAAAGGGACGGGCAGGCUGGAGGGGAGAGAAGGGAGGGGAAGGGAGGGAGGGAAUGAAGGGGAGAAGAGGGGAGGAGGGAGGGGCGUAAGGAGUGGGAGUGGAAGCGAGGAGAGAAGGGGAGGGGGGAGGAUGGGAAGGGGCGGCAGCAGUGGUCCGGAAGGUGCAAGGGGAGCAAGGAAAGACGCAGUGAGAGAAGUGUGGCAGGGACAGGGACAGGUGAACAGGGCAGCACCAGGAGGCGAGGGAGGAGGAGGAGGAGGAGGAGGGGGAGCGGGAGGAGGAAGAGGGGGAGGCGUGCAGGCGAAGGGAAGCGCCAGGCAAGGAGAGGACGGGAGAGCAGCAGCAGGCGGAUCAACCACAGCAGCAUCCCGCCCGCCCACAACCACCAUAGCUGCCGCUGCUGCUGCCGCUGCCGCUGCUGCUGGUGCCGCUGCUGCGGGUGCUGCUGCUGCAGGAGCGAGGAUGAAGCAGGAGGCGAGAAGGUGGGGCGGCAGUGGGGAAGCAGCGAGUGGCAGCGGCGGGGGCGCGGGGGCGGUGCUUACUGAUGGAAAAGUGGCUGGAGCGAGGGGGCGGGGAGAAACGGGCAAGCAAGAGGGCGGGGUAAAACCAGGGACAGGGGACGUGUGGGUAGAUGGCUCACAACGUGCUGAGGUCAGCCGUCGAGAAUCUCCCACUGCCGCUUCUGCUGCUCCUGCUCCUGCUCCUGCUCCUGCUCCUGCUCCUGCUCCUGCUCCUGCUGCUUCUCCUUCUCCCGUUCCUGCUGCUGCUACCGGGACUGCAGCGGCUGCUGCGUCUAACGCUGCCCGUCCGUCAAUCCCUCCUAAGGAAGCUCGCACACCCGUACCCAGUACCCAGUCCCGGCCUCCUCCCCCUCCUCCUCCUCCUAUAGUCCCCGGUGGUUCAAAGACAGACGGUGGCUUGACUGCAGGGAGGGGGAGCACUGCAGGACGGACGGUUACAGGGAGUGCUGGGGGGAGUGCAGGGGGCAGCGCAGGGAGCAGUGAUGCUUUUGUGAAUGAAGGGCUGCUGGUGUGGACGGAGCGGCGGCAGCAGUGGCUGGACGGGAACACACUGCGCGGCACGGGAGGGAGAGCAGAACGCGCAGCAGCAGCAGGAGGAGCAGCAGCAGCAGCAGCAGGGGUGGGCGGAGCGGCAGGAACAGCGGGAGCAGUAGGAGCAGCAGGGUAUGAUGCGCGGCGUGAUGGGAGUGACAGACCCAGGACUGCUGGCCCUGUGAUCAGGCCAGGGAGUACAUACGAUGAUUUGCUCUCCACCAGUCGCCCCUUUCCUCAGCCAAUUCCCCUCCCAGAGAUGGUUCGGUUCCUCGUCAAUGUGUGGGAACAGGAGGGCCUCUAUGACUGA